This is a messenger RNA of Paramecium pentaurelia, 3826 nucleotides long. Lineage: Eukaryota; Ciliophora; Oligohymenophorea; Peniculida; Parameciidae. The record is from the annotation of a GenBank genome assembly.
AUGUCAAACACUCUCUUUCAAAGAAAUGGCAAUACCAAUAUAUUUUAAACUAGUCAACAAAAUUCUAAUACCUGGACUAUUCCUUAGUAUUAUAUAUGUUCAUUUUAAGAACACAAAAAAAACGAGAUGUUCAAGGAUCAUAUCGAGCCAAGUUUGAACAAAUUAAAAUUUAAGUUGUAGAUGAUAAAAACGUAUUGUCUACUUCAAUUAUAUUCUAACCUUAAUAUGAUAAAAUGGUAUUUUUACUUUAUAAAAUUAGACAAUGAUAAUGAUUAGAUUGGAGGAUUAUUAUUUGGUUAGAGCAUAAUAAAUUGAUGAUUUUCAUAUCUCAACUAUUCAAAAUGCAAUUCAAUGUAAAAGGUUUAAUCCUACUUUGAUUUCAAAAGUAGCUGGACAACGUAAAUAUAUAUAUAUUAAAUAUAGCUAUCAAUAUACCAUAGUUUCCUAUUUAAAAAGGAACUAAUUCUAUAUGGGAAUCUAAUAACUAAACAUAAUAAUAACAAAAUAUAUUUAACACAAAUGUUUCCUCUUCUCUUAAUGAUAAUCGACAAUAAAAUAAUUUUUUCAGUUCAAUGAACAAUUAAAAUAAUUAGUAGUAAUAAUAAUAAUAAAAAUAAUAAUUUGGAAAUAUAUUUAAUGCCCCUCCAAUAAAUAAUAAUACCAAUACAAAUAACACAGUAAAUAUAUUUUCAAAUCCUAGAUAAGAUUAAUAAUAAUAAAAUAUUUUUAAUUCAAAUGUUUAUAAUAAUAAUAAACCUUAAUCUGAAUUUAAUAAUUAUUAGACAAAAGAUGCAAAUCUCCCUUGGACUUAAUAAUAAUAAUAAUCUGGAAAUAUAUUUUAAUAAAAUAAACCUUAAUUGUAAAUUUAAAUUCCUAAUUAACUCUAAACUAAUAAUAAUGAUACUAAUUAAUUCAAUAAUUUUAAUAAUCAAAAUAAUAAUAAUAAUCAAUCUAUUAAUUCAAUAUUCUCAUAACCAUAAUAAUAAUUCAUGAAUAAUAAUAUUUAAUAACCAUUUUCAUAAUAAUAAUAAUAAAAUUCAUAAUAAUAAUUAAUGUUUUAACAAUAAUAAUUUUAAUAAUAAUAAUAAUAAUAAAUUUAUCCAUUAUAAAUACCUUCAUAACCAUUUUAACCAUUUUAAAAUAUUAAUACCAUAAAUAUGUUAUCAAAUGAUUUAUAAAUGAUUUAAUAUCAAAAUUAAAUGAAUCCUAUUUAAUUUAUUAAACAAUCAGUAGAUAUGAUUAAUAAUUUCACAACCACUUUAAAUAAUUCUAUUUAAGAAAUGGAAAAAUUAUAUAAAUUAGAAGAAGAAAAAUAUUUAGAAUAAGAAUACUUAAUUAAUUAAUUAGAAUAAAAAAAAAGAAUUGAAAGAUAAAAAAAAUAAUAAGAAAUCAAUUUAUUACCAAAAAAGAAAAAUGAUUCUCAUAAUCUCUUUAGAAUGAUGCCUUCUUCUAGUAAUUUAAAUUUAGCAAAUAGUUAAAAAAGUUCAAGAAUUAGCAUACAAUAAUAAUAAUCAUAAAUCAAUUGUGGAUUUACAACUAGUAGAAUUUCAUAAAAGUCCAACAAAACUAAAAGAGAAUAUAUAAUUGAAAUCUAUUUUGAAGAAAGUGAAAAUUUUAUAACAUUUAAUGAAGAAUUUAAUGAUAUUAAAUCAAAAAUAGAUUUUAAAGAACAAAUUCUUUAAAAAAUAGAUUAAAUGCAUGUCUUUAAAAGUGAUAAACCUGCUUAUUUUGAAAAAAGUGAAUUUAUAAUAGAUGAAAAUAAUAAUUAAGAUAAUCAUCAAACUCUAUCUUUUAGAAUUUUAUAAACUUAUAGACCUAUUUUAACUAAAAAAGGAUAUUAUACUUUACCAGAUAUAAAUUAAUUAACAAUUAAUUAAUUAAAAAAUGUUGAAGAUUUUACAAUUUUUAAUGAAUUUGGUUCAUUAAGAUGGGAUUCUCCAACAAAUUUAUUAUAUCUUAAUUUAGAUAGAAUAGUAGAUAUACAAGAUUCAAAGGUAGAAGUUUAUGAUUUAGAUUAAAUUCAUGAAUAUCUUAAACCAAAAAUUAAUAAAAAACUUAAUAAAUCAUGUUUGAUUACAUUAAAGGUGCCAAUUACAAUAAAUAAUGAUAAUUAUGAAAGUGAACUCAAAUUUUUAUAAUAAAAAUGUAAAGAGUAGAAUAUUGAAUUAAUAGAAAUUGAUCAAAAUAAAUAAUAAUUUAUUGUUAGAGUUGAUCAUUUUUCUAUUUAUACAUUUGUACAUGAUGAAAAUGAUGAAUAAUAAUAAUAAUCAGAAAAUUCUAUAUAAUAAUCAUAAUAAGAAGUUAAUAAUAAUAAGGAAAAUAAUUUAGAAUAAGAAUUUUAUGAAAAGUAACAAACAUUUUUUCAAUAAGUUUAUGAUCUUUAAAAUUUGAGUAAAUAAUCUACAAAUUAAAAAAUAUUAAAAAUUAAUCAAACAAAAAGAUAAAAUAUUUAAUUUGUUUAAGAUUUUUAGAUUUGUGUUAGUAAUAAAGAAAUGAAUGAAAUUGAAUAUCAAAUAUGUUAAUAUUUUAUGUAAGAAUAUGAAAUUUAAAAAGAAAUACCAAUUGAAAAUUAAUUUUGCAUCAAAUUAUUAUAAUGUUUAUUCAGUAUCAGAAACAAUAACUAACUAUAAUUGGUUCCAUAUGAAAAAAGACUAUUAGGAUAGAGAUUGUAGUAUUUUAAUAUAUUAUUUGGAAAUUCACUAAUUUAAUUAUAGGAUUAUAUUGAUUUAAUAGAAAUAUAUCCUGAUUAAUAUGAAUUUUCAGAUUUAAAUCAUAUUUAGAGACCUAAUUAAUUUUAAUAAGGAUUGAGUUUAAUUUUAUUUUUUGAAUCAAUUUUAGAAUCCAGAAUAAAAGAUAAUAUAUAAAGUUCAUAUAUAGAAAAAGUAAUCAAAGAAAUAAAGAAGAAUAAUUCAUUAGACUAAACUUAAAAAUAAUAAUCAAUUUUAUAAUUCUUAUCAUCUCAACCUACAUAAAAGAUUUAAUUGCCAAUCAAAAUAGAUGAUUGGAUAAGUGAGAUUUUAUAAUGGAAAGUAAAUUAAUCAUUUGUGUAAUAUUCAUAAGAAUGGUGGUUAGGUUUACUAAAUUUAUUAGAGUAAUCUGAAAUUUAAUCUACUGAAUUAGCCUCUCUUAUCUACUUUUUAAGCUCUAAGUUUAAUCGAUCUUUAGACAAGAUUUAUAAUUAUUUAAAUAAAAAUCAUGAUACAAUGUCUUUAUUUUUAGAAUUAUUAAUUUUUAAUUAGGAUAAAGCAAAUAUAAAAAUACACAAGAGAAUAAUAACAAAUAAAAUAUCUUUUUUGAUUGAUAACAACGAAAACACACAAUUUAUUCUACAAAUCUUAAACUAAUUUUAAGAAUUAUUCAGUAAAAGUGAAUAUUAAAAAUACAAAGAAUUAAUAUUUAAAAUGUAAAACACAUUAUUUUUCGUAAACAAAUUUUAAAUAAUUGAUGAGUAAAUUCAUUUACAAAAAUUAAUUUAUCAAUAAGAUUUUAUAAAUUUAGGAAUUUACAUCUUAAGUUUGAAAUCUCCUAUAUUUUAAGAGUAUGUUUAAUACAUAUUUUAAUAUACAAUUCCUAUUUUAAUUAUCUUUGGAAUGAACGAAUGCUUGUAAAAUAUCAUUAAGGAAAUAAAAUAAAAAUAAAAUAUCUAUAAAUUGAAAAAAAGAGAAUAAUAAAUAUUAAAUAUGAGUGAAGUAUUUAAUUUAUUUUAUAAUUUUAGAUGUUUUGUGGUACUAUGAUGUUUGAAAAUCAAGUAUUUUAAAAUUUUGAAUCAAAAAAUGUUUUUGAAUACUAAAUGUUAUAAAUUUUAGAUGAAUAUUAUUUUAUAUGA